This is a messenger RNA of Dothidotthia symphoricarpi CBS 119687, 1623 nucleotides long. RefSeq names its product glycoside hydrolase family 76 protein. Bases 51 to 1418 code for a protein of 455 amino acids. Gene Ontology annotation, molecular function: mannan endo-1,6-alpha-mannosidase activity. The transcript has 3 exons. NCBI's taxonomy places the organism in Eukaryota, Fungi, Ascomycota, Dothideomycetes, Pleosporales, Dothidotthiaceae. Gene Ontology annotation, biological process: carbohydrate catabolic process; fungal-type cell wall biogenesis. The record is from RefSeq and is a predicted model, not a curated record.
CAUAUUGUUUGUCUCCUCAUCUACUAUUUAUCCCAGUCACUCUUUUCAAGAUGUUGGUCCGUGCAAGCAUUGUGUUGCUUACUUUAUCAUUUGCUAUCCAUAGUGUUGUAGGAGUUCAUGUGGAUAUUAAUAAUGGAGAAUCCAUAAAGGCAAUUGCAAAAACAUUCGCUGGCAGCAUCGUUUCUUUCUACAAUACUACCCUCGCAGAAGAUUUGAUUCCUGGUCUUUUUGGCGAUGAUUACAACUGGUGGGAGGCAGGCGCAAUAUGGAAUUCUCUAAUUUCGUAUUCAUACCUCACUGGAGACUCCUCUUACGAUGAUCUGGUUUCCGAGGCUAUUCAACAUCAAAUCGGUGAUUACAAUGCGUUUAUGCCUGCCAACCAGUCCGUAACUCUCGACAACAACGGCCAAAGCACCUGGGGCUUGGCAGCUUUGACGGCCGCUGAAGUCGGGUUUCCGAAACCCAAAGAAGGUGAAUGGGUUGACCUUGCCAUCACGGUAUUUGACACCCAAGUCAUGCGCUGGGAUACUGAAACAUGUAAUGGUGGGUUGAGAUGGCGGAUGUUCAGUUUUCAAGAGGGCUAUAAUUAUAAGAACAGCAUGUCGAACGGAAAUUUCUUCCUCCUUUCCGCACGAUUGGCGAGGUUGACCGGCAACGGUACAUAUGCUGAGUGGGCAAACAAGUCGUACAACUGGGCCAAAGAAGUCGGGCUAGUAGCGAGCGGACAAGACGGGAACAUAAUCGUAAAAGAUGGCGCCAUGACAGAAGGGAACUGCUCAGACAUUAACAACAUUCACUGGGCCGCAGACUUUGGCGUCUACCUUGAGGGUGCGGCAGUGAUGCACAACUUAACGAAGGGCGCACAAAACUGGACAGAGGUCUUCAUCGGCCUCGCCAAUACUACAUGGGAUUUCACGCCUGACCAGCAUCACUUCCUAGUUGAGGUAGCUUGUGAGCUCAACGGCCACUGCGACACCGUUCAGAGAGCAUCCAAAGGCAUUGCUGCGCGAUCACUUGCCCGCGCCGGUGCCAUCGCUGAUAAAGCCACCGCGAAUUGGUGGUUUGAUCUUGUCCUUGGCAAAUCUGCUGAAUCCGCGGCAGAUGGUUGUGUAAGCAAGGGCGAUAAAGUCGAGUGUAGCCCUAGCUGGGCGGCAUCAGACAGCGAAUGGCGGAAUGGGACCGCGAGCAACAGCAGUAUAAUGGAUACAUUUGCCGCAUUAGAGGUCUUACAGGGACUGCUUUAUCAGAACAAGACGCCAGUUGCAAAGGGUACGCAGAACGCGAGCGGGGGCGGAGCCUCUUCGGACAACUCAACGUCUGGUGCGGUGACGGCGGAAAAGACUGGCGCUGCGGGGGUAGUUGCAACGAGCGGGGCGUUUGUGUUGGCUGUUGCCUUUGCGGCGGCAUUGAACUUGUAAAACGAGUGUUUACAGUACUUCGGGUCGCCUGACAGAACACAUCCCAGCUCAUUUAUAGUGCUUGCCGAAAUACCAUAAUACCCCGUGACUUUGUUAGUAGCCUAUCGGUUGAUUCUCCAGACCUCUGGAUUCGCAGAAGUAUUCAACGUAGUAAAGAUAUCUAACUAACCUUCUAAUUCUGUAUACACCUGUUCAAUAAAAGCAC